AUGACAUUACUGUGGAAAACCGAAGAAGAACGAUUCUACGGCUUAUUCAACGCAUUAAACAAUUCUGCUAAAUUAUUCAAGGCAUGGCUAUUCUUCAUCCCUGUUAUCUGUACCAGCGAUCCGGACUUGAUACAGAAAAUACUCACCAAUCCAGAGUGCGUACAGAAGCCACACUUUUACGACAUUUUGAAUUAUAAGUCCGGUUUAAUUGUUGCGCACAAUAUCAUGACAAGAUGCACAUUGGAGAUGGUUUGCGCUACCACUAUCGACUGUAACAUCAAUGAAGACCCGGAGGCAGAUAAAUUUUCCCAUUUGAUCGAUAAAGUUGCAGAAUUUAUAUUGAAUAGAUUUAAGAACCCCCUCCUUUGCGUGGAAUCUAUCUACCGAUUGACAAAACAGUAUAAACUGGAAGAAACAACACGGAUGGAACUUUCCAAGUUUGUUACCAAGGUAUUUCACAACACUAAAGCACAAAGAGCAAAACGGGAAACGUUCUCUGAAAAAGCUAAUGACGAAGAUUACCGGAAACCAAAAAUUUUCAUCGAUCAGCUGUUGGAUCUUUAUGACCAAAAGAUUUUUAAUGACAUUGAGGUAUUUGAUAAUGUCGUCACAAUGAUCGUUGCGGGCACUGACACGUCUGGCACGGUCAUGGGAUUCGUCUCACAUAUGCUCGCCAUAUAUCCACAUCUGCAGGAAAAAGUGUUCCAAGAAAUUAGUGAAGUCUUUCCGGCGAAUGAAAAUUUACACUUCACACCGGAAAAAUUAAACCAGUUGCAAUACACGGAAAUGUUUAUAAAAGAAACGCUUAGACAUUUUCCACUAGGCCCAAUCUUUGUGCGAGCACCAUUGAGUGAUAUUGAGCUGGAUGAAGUCCAGGUGCCGGCAGGCACAACACUCAUGAUUUGCAUUUAUAAUCUACAUUAUCGCCAAGACAUCUGGGGACCUGAGGCAGAAGAGUUUAAUCCGGAUAACUUUUCCCCCGAACGAACCGAAAACCGACACCCUUUUGCCUUUCUGCCAUUUAGCGGUGGCAUUCGAAAUUGUAUCGGUUACCGGUACGCCAUGAUUAGUAUGAAGGUAAUGAUGGUGCAUUUGUUAAAAAAUUUCAGAUUCAAAAGCGAUCUGAUGUCUCGCAAAGAUCUGCGGUUGAAAUAUAGUCUGCUGCUAAAAUUAUCCGAGGAACCAGGAAUAAAACUGGAACGUCGGCUAAAAGCAUGA
Messenger RNA from Sabethes cyaneus, 1218 nucleotides. Its product is annotated as cytochrome P450 4c21-like. The transcript has 6 exons. The coding region runs from base 1 to 1218 and encodes 405 amino acids. Lineage: Eukaryota; Metazoa; Arthropoda; Insecta; Diptera; Culicidae. Gene Ontology annotation, molecular function: oxidoreductase activity, acting on paired donors, with incorporation or reduction of molecular oxygen; iron ion binding; heme binding. The record is from RefSeq and is a predicted model, not a curated record.